Messenger RNA from Neurospora tetraspora, 2352 nucleotides. RefSeq lists its product as uncharacterized. Gene Ontology annotation, molecular function: propionate-CoA ligase activity. The record is from RefSeq and is a predicted model, not a curated record. The coding region runs from base 161 to 2245 and encodes 694 amino acids. The transcript is spliced from 6 exons. NCBI's taxonomy places the organism in Eukaryota, Fungi, Ascomycota, Sordariomycetes, Sordariales, Sordariaceae.
CCCUAUUUAUACCUAACCUUCCCGUCAGGAAACAUUCGCUCUUCUCUGCAUUCUUUGUCUUCUUUCACUUAUCCCCUUUUCGAAAUUCUUCCUGGACCUUGUCGCUUACUUCUCUAUACUCUCUAGUCCUCUUAACGCAUCGAGAAUCACUAUAGACAUAAUGGCUCACCCUCAAGAUGAGGCCCAGCAUCUCUCCCUCACUGACCCCGAGACCUUCUGGGGCCAUCAAGCUGAACAGCUUCACUGGCACAAGAAGCCCUCUGCGGUCCUGAAACGUACGACUAAGAACCUGAAAUCGGGUACCUCUCACAACCAUUGGGAAUGGUUCCCAGACGGCGAGAUCUCUACUUGCUAUAACUGCAUUGACCGUCAUGUCCUAGCCGGGCGCGGAGACCAGCCCGCUAUCCUCUAUGACAGUCCAGUCACGAACACUAAGCAACGUUUGACCUACAAGCAGCUUCUCACCGAGGUCGAGACUUUUGCUGGGGUCCUUCGAGAGGAGGGUGUCAAGAAGGGAGAUGUUGUUCUUGUUUACAUGCCGAUGGUGCCCGCCACCCUGAUCGGUAUCCUCGCUGUCAACCGUUUAGGCGCUAUUCAUGCAGUUGUCUUCGGUGGCUUCGCUUCUACAGCCCUGGCCCAGCGCAUCGAGGCAUCACGUCCAGUCGCCAUUUUGACUGCUUCCUGUGGAAUCGAAGGUAACAAAGGGCCUGUCAGUUACCGCGCCUAUAUCGAAGAAGCUAUCAGCAUCUCAUCCUUCAAGCCACCUAAGACCAUUAUCUGGCAGCGUGAGCAGCUAGUGUGGCGUCCAAUCAAGAAAACUGAGGGCGAGCGGGAUUGGCAUAAGCUGGUUAAGAGCGCGCGGUCCAGGAACGUCAAGGCUGAGUGUGUGCCUGUGAGGUCGGCUGACCCUAUCUACAUCAUCUACACCAGCGGCACCACAGGUUUGCCUAAAGGUGUUGUGCGCGAUACUGGCGGUCAUGCCGUUGGGCUGCAUAUGUCCAUUUCGUACUUGUUCGGUAUCCAUGGACCAGGUGACGUGAUGGGCUGUUUCAGUGACAUAGGCUGGGUGGUUUCCCACAGCUACACGCUUUAUGGUCCAUUACUGACAGGCGCCGCCACGGUCCUCUACGAAGGCAAACCAGUCGGGACACCCGACGCCUCAGCCUUCUGGAGACUGGCCGAGGAGUACAAGAUCAAUACCAUGUUCACCGCACCAACGGCACUCAGAGCCAUCCGAAAGGAAGACCCUGACAACGUCUUCAUCACCAAGAUUGGCAAACGUGGUGGGCUCAAGAGUCUCAAGGCCCUCUUUCUUGCUGGUGAACGGUCCGAACCAGCUAUCAUCACCAUGUACCAGGACCUACUCAAGCGAUAUGGCGCGGCAGGCUCCCAGGUCGUUGAUAAUUGGUGGUCGUCGGAGUCCGGCUCACCGAUUUCGGGUGUUGCGUUGGUCCCGCACGCAGGCAAGAACAGGAAGACCAACGUGAAGGAUCAUCCGCCACUGCCUAUCAAGCCGGGGAGUGCUGGAAAGGCCAUGCCUGGGUUUGAUGUCAGAGUUGUGGAUGACGAAGGCAACGAGGUACCCAAGGGAAACAUGGGAAACAUCGUUCUGGGCCUUCCACUGGCACCUACUGCGUUUCGGACGCUUUGGGAAGAUGAAGAGCGAUUCUACAAGAGUUACAUGAUUCGCUUCAAUGGCAAGUGGGUCGACACUGGUGAUGCCGGCUACGUCGACCAACAGGGGUACAUUCACAUCAUGGCACGGACUGAUGACAUUAUCAACGUUGCCGCUCAUCGUCUUAGCACAGGUACACUCGAGCAAGCAGUCACAAGCCACCCCCUCGUCACCGAAGCAUGCGUAGUUAGCAUCCCCGACGCCCUCAAAGGCCAACUCCCCUUCGCCUUCGUCAGCACCUCGGACAGCAGCGGCGACGUCAAGUCAGACGAGCAGCUCUUCCAGGAGAUCCAGAAGCUUGUCCGCGCCCAAGUUGGCGCCAUCGCCUCGCUGGGCGGGAUGAUCCGGGGCAAGGGCAUGAUUCCGAAGACGCGCUCGGGCAAGACGUUGAGAAGAGUCUUGCGCGAGCUGCUGGAGAACGCGGUCCAUGACGAGUUUGAUAAGCCGGUUAAUGUCCCCUCGACGGUGGAGGAUCCGAGCGUGGUGGAUGUGGCGAGGGAAAAGGUUAGGGAGUAUUGGCAUGAGAAGGGCGGGUUGCAUGCGGCUAUUGAGGCUAGGGCGAAGCUUUGAGAGGCAGGUACCUGCAUCAACAAUAGUGUAUUUGCUUCUUGAACAAAAUUCUUUGCUCCUUCUUCGAAUGACAUGGGAUUUACGUUGUGUAGAACAGAAGGAGCAGU